Messenger RNA from Sphaeroforma arctica JP610, 309 nucleotides. RefSeq lists its product as hypothetical. The record is from RefSeq and is a predicted model, not a curated record. Bases 1 to 309 code for a protein of 102 amino acids. The transcript has a single exon. Lineage: Eukaryota; Ichthyosporea; Ichthyophonida.
AUGCGAAGAGGAAGAAUCGGUGGACCAGGCAGGCACGGCAAUGCCGGUGCAUUUGCUGUAGGGAUGGCUGUCGGCGGGCGUAGAUCUCGCGACCAUUCACCAGACCAUAAGUUGGUAAAGACUGCGGUAGUAGCUAGUGCUAUCAGACCUGGGCCAAGGCGACCCCAUCCCGUUGCUAAGGCUGCGGUGGUGGGCAGUGUGGUGGGAAAUAGUCGCCGACCUGGUUUGACUCUGAUGCUGAUUAGGCCUCGACCUAUGGUGAUGCGUCCACGGUACGUCUACAUGUAUCUAGCUCGUACUAAAGCUUGA